AUGACAGCUCCACUUCCACAAUUUACGGAUCGAGAUGAUGCUAUCCAGGAUUCCGAGGGCAGCUCGAGUCCGCUCCAGGCUCCCCUAACUGAUCCCGGGUCACAGUGUCACUCCAACUCACACGAACGACCAGCGGUGACCACCAGGAAGAGGAAACGGGAUGGCACAGCUACGACUCCGCCACCGCGGCGGUCGACCGGGCCUCCGCGUCCAUUCAAUCACAUCCCUAAAGAGAUCUUCCUUGAAGUCGUUCACCAUUUGCAGCCUAUCGAUCUUCUUCAGCUUGCGCGCACCUCCAAGCAGUUCAGGGCAAUAUUAUUAUCGCAUUCCACCGCCUUGGACUGGGAUGUGGCCUACGAGAAUAUCGGUGCGCCACCUUUUCCGCGCGAUGUUUCAGCACCUGCAUGGACAUACUUCCUCUUUGACCACAACAAGUGCGAUUUCUGCGACAAAACUGCCAAUAAUACGGGUUUCAUUGCUCUCGAUUUUGUUUCGUCGCUCAGGAUGUGUCAUCGAGCGUCGCUGUGUCCCUCAGCGGCCGAUGAAGUACUCACCAGCGAUGAUGCACUUCGGAUUCUGACAGGUCUCGAUCCGAUCCUGCUUAGUUGCAUUCCCGCUAUACCGAAGCGCAUAGUGGAACUCAGACACAAUAAGGAUGCAGACCUUUUUUGGAAGCGUCAAGUCGAGGCUGCCAAAUACAAGGUCGAACAAAUUAUCGCUGCUGUCAGCGACCCGGCGCAUGUGCAGAACGUAUUGCAGGAAUUCAUAAUGGCCGAAACCAAGAGGUUGGAAGAGAAAGAGCCUGACGAUGAACUAUACGAACAUUGGUUUCAAUCCGUCAAAGCCGCUCGUUCUGAGAAACGCGAAGCCAACAAAAUAGACCGUCAAGCUCAAAUUAAGGCCCGAUGCCUCGAAAUGGGAUAUACCGAAGCAGACUUUAAGAAGAUCAAUACUCAUAAAGAAGUCCGUAACGAAAAACCAUUAACUGAGCGAGUUUGGGAACGAGUCAAGGCUAUUAUUGAGCCUCUUCUCGCCCAGCAUAAGGCUGAAAGGCUACGGAUAGAGCGUGUGGGACGAUUUAUAGAUCGCCUCCGCCUCCUUGAAGAGGUCUGUGUAGACCUCAUCGAAUGGCUCGAUAUUCCUGGAUUCCCAGAACCUACAGGUUACCGUGGUCCUCUGGCAGACAAUCUAGAUGAAGCUAUUACCAAGCCCCUCACCGACCGAAGUCGCAAUCACUCUUGGCAUCUCUACCUUCCGGACCAUCGUGACAUCCUAGAGCAGCUCCCCGCGCUUCAGUCGCUUAUUCUUGCAGAUGACGAUAGCUCCGACUCGACUAUGCAGCAAAGGAUGCGUGCCAUCCUUUCCGAACGCUUCUACGAUCAUGAGGAGACAGAGCAACAAUGGCUUCCUAAACAUUGGAUUGAGCACACCUGGCGCCAACACAGUAUGGCACUGCCUUCGAAUAACGAUGAACAGCCCUCUCCUUCGAGAGCACAUGCGACACCUCAAUCGAAUAUCCCGAACUUCCAACUCCUCAAUACUUCCGAAGAAUUCCAGGCCAAACUCUUGGAUAGAGAAACAUCGGUGCGGUACCAUCGAGACAAGGGGAGGGACUGGGGAUGCGAACUCUGUAUUGCGCAUCUUACGCGACAUCGGUCCUUCACGAAUUGGUUUACGCGAGAGGAGGUCUGCGCACACGUCGUCGAUGCGUGA
Molecule: messenger RNA, 1713 nt
Organism: Stereum hirsutum FP-91666 SS1
Lineage: Eukaryota; Fungi; Basidiomycota; Agaricomycetes; Russulales; Stereaceae
Exons: 7
Coding region: 1-1713 (570 amino acids)
Molecular function (GO): protein binding
Source: RefSeq, a predicted model, not a curated record